Molecule: messenger RNA, 2286 nt
Organism: Diaporthe amygdali
Lineage: Eukaryota; Fungi; Ascomycota; Sordariomycetes; Diaporthales; Diaporthaceae
Product: short aerial hyphae-3
Exons: 7
Coding region: 1-2286 (761 amino acids)
Biological process (GO): regulation of DNA-templated transcription; DNA-templated transcription
Molecular function (GO): DNA binding; DNA-binding transcription factor activity, RNA polymerase II-specific; zinc ion binding
Source: RefSeq, a predicted model, not a curated record
AUGACCGAGCAGCAUGAGAGCCCCAACAUCGACGACCUGACCCCCGAGGAGGCCAGCCGCAUCAUCCACUCGCACCGGAAAGUACGAUACGGAACCGCGUGCUGGCCUUGUCGUCAACGAAAGGUGAAAUGCGACAACAAGCAGCCUUGUGAGAACUGUGUGAAGCGGGAGCACCCCCAGCUAUGUUCCUACAAGCCAAAUCGAUCAUCCAAGUCCACCGGAGGCUCGGAUGUUGCCUCACACAUCAGCAAGAAGAGGGCCCACUCUCCUGAUGACCAGGACUCCCGCGAACUGAGCAGCGACGCCAAAUCUGAUCCUGCCAUGCGCGCUUUCGGUAUUCCAUUCCGCUCAAAACGCAAGGAUUCAUCAUCUCUGACACCAAUCUCAGUUGACCCCGAAUCAGCUGAGGUGACGAGGUAUCUCGGGCAGAACAGCAUACCGGCAUUGCUGAGAGAACAGACCUCCCCCAACGACCGCCAGGCGGGUGUCGACAACAUCCGACAAGAUAUGCGUUCUAUCUUCGGCCUGGAUAAUUCGGCACCCUUCCCGCUGAUGUCCUCGCGCCACCUGGAAAAGCUGACCGCGGACAUUUCUGCUGAGCUUCCAUCUGACCGCGAGGUUAUGAAGCUGUUUCGAACGUAUAAGGAGAUACCGCAGGUUUUUUGGGGGUUUGUUAUCGACAUCGACGACCUGGAAUCAAGAUUGAUGGUUUAUUUGGAAGAGCGUGCGAAGAAUGCACGAAGUACGGUCAAGAUCGCUAGGAGGCCUGUUUCAGCUUCGUGGUUGGCCAUUCUGUUUGCAGUCCUCGCCGUGGGAUCGCAGUAUCACGACUCACCCUACCACAUACGGACCAGCAGCUCUCAGAGGUAUCUGCAGAUAUCUUUCCAUUUCCUUCGCAUGGGAAACUUCCUCCUCCGGCCAAACUUCGACUCGAUCCAGGCCUUACUCCUCGUGUCAUUCAGUCUUCUCAACGAUAUGAAGGCAGAGGGAUCUUGGGCCUUGCUUGGGCUUACCUGUCGCCUGGCACUGUCGCUUGGUCUGCAUAGGCUUAACAACAACGAGCUUACGGAUCCGGAGGCAAAGAGGAAGGAAAUUAUCCGACGGAAACUCUGGUGGUGUUGUGUAUGGCACGACACUCUCACGUCCCUCUCGUUCGACCGAUCUCCUAUGACAAAUAUUCCCUGUUGCCCGAUUCCGCUCUCAUUGAACGCCGAGAGUAACGGCUUGACCUACCUCGAAGCCAUGUAUCACCUUUGUCAAAUUAUAAACCGACGCCUCAACCCUGACGCCACCGCCGAAGCAACCUUUGUACAGAUCCUCGAUAACUGCCAGGCUACGGAACGGCUGCGCGAGAAAGUCAUUCCCCAGAUCCGGAGCAAAGAGGCUUGCAAGACGGCUGUAGACCGGCUCCAACACUUCGCCAUCAGGCUACAUACCUGCUUUGUUGUCUCCGUCUGCUGUCGCCCAGCAUUGAAGCGAGGCGGUGAAACCAACUCGCUCGAGCCGUCCGAACGAAAGGUGUUGUCUGCAAAGUUUCGGGACAAUCUGACUGAGACCGUCAGGAUGUUCCUCGCAAUGCAUCAACUCUCCGUCAUACCGACCCGAUCCUGGGCAUUUACGUACCACGGCCUCUCUUCCGCCGUGCUUCUGGGUCUCCUGCCCGAGACCAAGUCAGACCCUGAGAUUCGUCAACUUCAGGGCGACCUCAUCUCUGCCUUAUCUGCCACCGCCGCCAAGGAGCAGUCCUCGCCCGUUCCACAUAUACAAAAGAGUGACAAAGAUAUCGAGCUUUCAGGACCAUUAUCGCGUGCGCUUGCCGCUUUGAAAAAUAUAUACGACCACGGCAGCGUCAUGGGCUCUUCAGUAUUCAAGCGUGACGGAGGGACACGAUCUGGGACACGUACGCCUCUGGGCAUGGGCCAGCUCACGAACCCAUCCGCAGGCGCUUCGGACGGCCAGAACCUUCUUCCCGGAGCAACGUAUGCUGCCUCCUCUCUUCAGAGCCUCGACCCUCAUCAAGAUGCGGCGAUGGCGAUGGCGGAGAUGCAGAAUGGGACUGGCAUGCAGGACUUCUCAGGGUUACCGUAUGUCACUGGAGCGCCGUCCCUUGAAGGCACCGAUCUCGCACCGAUUGAUCCGAGCGCCUAUAUUGAGCCUAUGGAACUAUACGACUCGAUCUUCUGGGAAUCCCCCGAUCCUUGGAAUUCGGGGCUCGAUACUAUGAAUUUUGACUUCCUCGCGCAGCCACCUCCAGGUCAGCCGCCACAGCAACAGUUCUACUUCUAG